Messenger RNA from Cynocephalus volans (Philippine flying lemur), 4185 nucleotides. It is a transcript of the gene RIC8A, whose product is annotated as RIC8 guanine nucleotide exchange factor A. Gene Ontology annotation, cellular component: plasma membrane; cytoplasm. The coding region runs from base 65 to 1657 and encodes 530 amino acids. The record is from RefSeq and is a predicted model, not a curated record. Gene Ontology annotation, biological process: G protein-coupled receptor signaling pathway. Lineage: Eukaryota; Metazoa; Chordata; Mammalia; Dermoptera; Cynocephalidae. Gene Ontology annotation, molecular function: guanyl-nucleotide exchange factor activity; G-protein alpha-subunit binding. The transcript is spliced from 10 exons.
UGGGGCUGGGGCUGGUGCCGGCGGAGCGCUCAGCCGGGGCCCCCUGCCGCGUUCCCGCAACGCCAUGGAGCCCCGGGCGGUGGCGGAUGCGGUGGAGACGGGGGAGGAGGACGUGAUUGUGGACGCCCUGCGGACGUUCAACAGGGAGCACUCCCAGAGCUUCACGUUCGAUGAUGCCCAACGGGAGGACAGGAAGAGGCUGGCCGAGCUGCUGGUCUCGGUCCUGGAGCGGGGCUUGCCACCCUCCUGCCCGGUCACUUGGCUGCAGAGCAUCCGCAUACUGUCCCGGGACCGCAGCUGCCUGGACCCGUUCACCAGCCGCCGGAGCCUGCAGGCACUGGCCUGCUGUGCGGGUAUCUCCGCCGCCCAGGGGCUCGACCCCGAGCCCUCCGACAUGGAUGCUGUCCUCGAGUCCCUCAAGUGCCUGUGCAACCUCGUGCUCAGCAGCCCCGUGGCACAGGUGCUGGCGGCAGAGGCCCGCCUGGUGGUGAAGCUCGCCGAGCGCGUGCAGCUGUAUCGCAAGAGGAGCUUCCCGCACGACGUCCAGUUCUUCGACCUGCGGCUGCUCUUCCUGCUGACGGCGCUGCGCACCGACGUGCGCCAGCAGCUGUUCCAGGAGCUGCACGGAGUGCGCCUGCUGACCGACACGCUGGAGCUGACGCUGGGGCUGACUCCCGAGGAGAGCACCCCCGAGCGCCUUCCUCCCCAGGAGACGGAGCGCGCCAUGGAAAUCCUCAAAGUGCUCUUCAACAUCACGCUCGACUCCAUUAAGAGGGAGGUGGACGAGGAAGACGCUUCCCUUUACCAGUACCUGGCGACCCUUCUGAGGCACUGUGUGAUGGUCACUGUUGCUGGAGAUCACACAGAGGAGUUCCAUGGCCACACAGUGAACCUCCUAGGGAACUUGCCCCUCAAGUGUCUGGACGUCCUCCUCACCCUCGAGCUGCAUGAAGGCUCCUUGGAAUUCAUGGGAGUGAACAUGGAUGUGAUUCAUGUCCUCCUCGCCUUCCUAGAAAAGCGUUUGCACCAGACACACAGGCUGAAGGAGAGCGUGGCCCCCGUGCUGAGCGUGCUGACAGAGUGUGCCCGUAUGCACCGCCCAGCCAGGAAAUUCCUGAAGGCCCAGGUGCUGCCCCCGCUGCGGGACGUGAGGACCCGGCCAGAGGUGGGGGAACUGCUGCGAAACAAGCUUGUCCGCCUCAUGACACACCUGGACACGGACGUGAAGAGGGUGGCCGCUGAGUUCCUGUUUGUCCUGUGCUCUGAGAGCGUGCCCCGAUUCAUCAAGUACACGGGCUACGGGAACGCCGCCGGCCUCCUGGCUGCCAGGGGUCUCAUGGCGGGGGGCCGGCCUGAGGGCCAGUACUCGGAGGACGAGGACACGGACACAGAGGAGUACAAGGAAGCCAAGGCCAGCAUAAACCCGGUGACCGGGAGGGUGGAGGAGCAGCCACCCAACCCCAUGGAGGGCAUGACGGAGGAGCAGCGGGAGCACGAGGCCAUGAAGCUGGUGAAUAUGUUCGACAAGCUCUCCAGGCACAGAGUCAUCCAGCCUAUGGGGAUGAGUCCCCGGGGUCACCUCACAUCCCUGCAGGAUGCCAUGUGCGAGACCAUGGAGGGGCAGCUCUCUUCGGACCCUGACUCAGACCCUGACUGAGGAUUGCAGCUCUUUGGCGCCAAUUCAGAACUGGUGCUGCUUCCAGAGGCAUCCCUGGGGCUGCAACCUGGGGAAGCCACGUCCCACUGGCCACACAUCUCAGUGCCCCUCUCUCCAGCUUGAAGACCUUUUACUCCCAGAGUUCUGUUCAUGGUUUGCUUCUGGCCCAAUUUUUUAUCUCUAGGACUGUGGUGGUGUCCUGCUGUACUUCUGAGAACUUAGUUUCUUUUAUCUGUGCCAACAGGAGUGUGUGCAGAGGCUGCUGCCCGAGGGCAUGCUCAGGGCAAGGGGCUGACAGGUGUUCACAAAUGCAGGCAUGUCCAGGACGGGCAUGCUGGCCCAGAGCCGGGGUGUUGGGGCACAUGCUGUCUUCACAGGGGAAAUGAACCUGCCAGAGGUGUGCCGUUGUUCUGUCCCCACUGAGUGCAGGGCUGGUGGCCUCUUCCACCUUCUCCUCGAUCCUGGCUCAGCUGCCCACUGCAGUAGUAUCCACAGCACCCGAGUUCUUACUGGUUGUGACAACUCAAUCUCAAGCCUUCCCACUGGCUUUGACUGUAAACACUUAACAUGAAGAAAAAUGCCCAUCAUGAGACCAUAAAUUAAGAUUUCUGUCAUGUGCCACAGAUAGCCACAGAAACACCAUCUUAGAAUAAAGAAGAGGAACUUCAGGCAAAACUGUGCCAAUAUACAUGUAAAAUACCAAGUGAAGAAAUGCUAAAUAGAAAUAGAAACUAAUUUCAUUCUUUUCAGAAUUCGACACUUUUCCUAGACCACCACUCAUUGGUUCUCACUGAGGAGCAGGGUCACGGGACCCCCUUCCAUGGAGUCUGUCAGUAAAAUCUGUUCCUGCCAGCUCCAGCCCAAGGCAGGCGCCGUUCAGGGACAGGAGGUGCUUUUGCUGGGGAAACCUGCAGCCCAUACAGUGCUGGGAAGGGGAAUGUGUAUGUGAGUAGGAGCCAAGGAAGCAGCAGCUAGUGCCGAAGGGGUCAGCCAGCAGAGCUGGGCCUCAGGGCAACCGCCAGGAGAAAGGGCUGUGCAGAGUACAAAGCUCGCAGUGGGUUCUGCCCACACGUCAUGGUGUGGCCUGAGCACAGGGUCAGGGGAAUCCUGACCAGUGGCCAGGAGCAGCUGUUCCUAAGUGAAUAGUGCCUUCCCUCUCUGAGAGAUUAGUUCUAGCAGCACUAGUGGAAGAAGCCCUGGUAGACGGGGGGAAAGGAGAUGGGUUAAGAAGUGCUGGAACAUCAGUUUGGAGGCAAGGCUGACACAAAGACACCAUUCAGAAGGUCAACAACGGGAUGUCACAGCCUUCAGAGGGAGCUGGGUGCUCUUAUGGGCUGGGGUGGAGGAGGCGGCACAGGGCCAUCUCCAGGGUGAAUCCAGGGCCAAAUGUCCUCAGUCAGACUAUUCCAAUAGAGGAGUCACUCAUGUACACCCCAAGGUCUCCUUUCCACAUUCAACACUUGCAGUCCCUUUGAGAAAACUAAAAUUUAUUUUAUGCUGGAAAUGAAGGACAGACUUUCUCUAAUGAAAAUAACCCUACUAAAGAGAACAACAUGCUAGAAGAUCCUGCUGCAUCCCUAGGGCCCCAGGAUGACAUUUUGGGACGUGAGGGAGGCUGCUCAGCUCAAGCCUGGGUCUUCUUACCAACAGAGAUGCCCCUCAGUGACUUGGGCACAGUAAAGGUAGAUCCAGUCUGGGACUCCAGGCCGUCUGUUUCAGUUUGAGGGGAUCACCAUCAGAAGAAAGCUUUUUGCAUUAAGAGCUUCAGCAGAAUCCUUUGUAUCCAUGACUGGGGUGGCCCUGAGUGUAAGCACACUACCAGUCGGCACGGAGCUCAUAGCCCAGGAAGACGUUACAGCAGCAGACUCAGACCUCCACUCUCCGUUCCUCAGGUUGCAUGUCCUGAUUCUGCCAAAAUUUGGAAACCUGCCCAAGCUGUCUUCAGGCACAAAGUCUCAUCAGAAAUGGGAUAUGGAUCUCUCCUAUGUAAGCAUUUCCUGUACGUGGGGUGACCAUCACUCUCUUAUCUGUCCCGUCCAUUGAGCUGGAACAGAGAAAGGAUAUUAGUCACCUAAACACACCAGGCAGGCCAGCAGAUCUCAGGGCCUGGGUCAAACAGCCCAGCUGAAGACAAGCACAAUACUUCAUGGCACAGAAGUAUCUCUCUGUAAAUGCUGCUGUUGAGUAGGAUGACCCCAGCAGGCCUGGGCAGAGCAGGGAGGCUAAACAGAGAGCUUCGAUCUAAGGGAUCCUAACUACACAAGAUGUGCUGAUGCUCACAUAUUGAAAAAACAUUUACUAUUUGGAAAAGUUACCCUUUGGAUAGCAAUUCUUUUUUAAAAAAAAUCUAAAAUCACAACCCACUUUACACAAAUUUCUGUGAAACUAGAAAAUAGUACAGGUCAAAUCUUACAGGGCUACUUCCAAAAAUCCAGAGGAGCUACCUGAGUUACAAUUUGCUUUUACGUGGAGACAGGAAGUCAGAACCAGGAAAAGGUUCCCUUGAAAUCCUGCUGAGCUCAUCUGAC